CUUUUCUUUUCAAAAAAUAGAUUAACAUAAAUAAUUAACACAAUGAGAUGAAGACAAAAAGUGAUGACAUUAAACGACGCAUGAGUACACGAAGCAGUGAGACUUUGGUGGUCAAUGAUAAAGAUCUUUCGACAGAAAAUUCUGAGGGAAAUUCUACAAAGAUAAUUACUACAAAAAAGCAAUGCACAGAUCGCCAAAUCUUUCAAUAUGAAGAACAAGAAGCCAUUUCACGAGAUUCUCAUGAUGAUGUUGAUUUGUUUUGCCGCACAUGUCGUAAUAUUGAAGUUGCUAUCAGUGAUAUAAAUGAUUUGAAAAAAAGCAAAGACGGAUGUGAAGAAAUCAAAGAAAAACGUAUUGAUGCUGUUAUUCUAGCUACAAAUUUAAAGAAACUAAACAGGCUUACCCAAAUGAGAGGAAAGAAUGCAGCAGAAAAAACUCAGGCAGCAAAAUCAAAGGUUGAUAGUCUUCAUCUUGAACUUCAAAAUCUUUUGUAUGAAGUUGUGCAUAUCAAGAAAGAAAUUCAGCAAUGUGUCAACUUUUCAUCAAAAGAUGAAGAUAUUGAUUUGGUAGACAUUGAUACAUUUUAUAAAGAAGCUCCUAUUGAACUUUCUCAUCCAGAGGUAACUAAAACAGAUGCCCAUAAACAAAUGUUGGCUAGACUUGAUUGGGAGUUGAAACGGCGUAAACAAUUGGUUGAACAGAAAAAUAAAUUCUUAGAAGAGAAAAAAAAAAUUGAAGAUGAAAUUAAUUCUAAGACAAAUUAUUUAAAUAGUUUAAAACCACAUCUCGCACAAAUAAUGAAGACUACUGAGCCUGUACAAGAACUUAUGGGUGUGUCAUUUGAAACUGAGCGUUUGAUGUUUGAAUCUGCACAGUAUUUAUCCAGACCUUUAUAUUUACUGUACGUUCAAGCUAAAGCUUACAGAGAUACAUGUGAUAAAGUAAUGCAAGUUGAAAUAGAAGGUGAUAUAAAUGAAGCUAAAAAUGAUCUUCAAACAGAAACUGUAAUUAUAGAUGAGAGUGAUGAUUCUGAUUCGGAAAAUGUUGAAUCCUUUGAAACUAACGGCGAAAGUCACAGAAAUCGAAAAAAGGAAGGCACACUCAAUCGUUUAGAAGAAAAGCGAAACAAGUUGUUAACUCCCCAUCCUCUUUAUGUGCGAAUAAAAUGGAAAAAAAAAGACACGUAUGAGUUAGAUAUGCUGUUUAAAUAUUUGCCUCAAUUGAAUGUGAGUUGUAUCCAAGUAAAUUUAAAUAUUGAAGGUUCAACAUCUUUUCCUCUAUUAUCAUCUGACGUCAUUUUGAGAGACCUUUUAGCCUCAGAUUCAGGCAGUGAACUACCAAGUGUUGCAAGCAAGUAUCAAUUAGAAUGCUUAGGUUCAGAAUCUUUUGAUCCUUAUAUAAAAUUGGUUGGUUAUCCAUAUUUGUGGGUCCAGUGGAUCUGUGGAUUAAAUAAUUUACCAAACAAAAAACUUCAAAAUACAAUGACCGAUUCUGCAAUAAAUAUGAAGCAUUUCCAAACAGUAAUCAAACAUAUACGAAAAAGAAUAAAAGGAAGACUGUCGUUACAAAGGCAGUUACAUCUGCUUGAAAGCCUCCAGCUUCCUGAUUUAAACAGUCCUUGUAAAUCGUUCAGUGUAUUAACAAGUUGGAAAGAGCUUACAUUAGAGGAGUUUAUGAGUUACGAAAAGGGAAGGGCGUUGUUUGCAAUGGAAAUCGUCCCGCGUGAUUCUAUGUACUACUCUGCUACAGUUACUCGAGAAGAAAACUUAGAUGUUUUAGUGGCUAUACACCCAAACUAUCCUCAAGAACCGCCAGUUUUUUUACUAAGUAUACAAACUGCUUGUAUUGAAAAGCGAAAUAGCUUAAGAAAUUUAGAACGUGAAAUAAAUGCUUUUACAGAAGAAUUAGUCCUUAAGUGCUCAUCAGAUAUGCUUCUUUCAUCUAUGCUUCAUAAGUUGGCGGUAUGUUUUGAUAUAUUUGUCGAGACAGGGGAAAAGAUUUCUAGUAAAGAUCGACUUUAUAUAAGAAAAUUAAGAGGACGCGAUCGUAAUCGACCUUAUCGUUAUCAAAAUGAAGGAUAUUUUAUACAACGUUAAUAAAGAAUGAAACGUUAAAAUUUUGUUAUGAAUUAAUUUAAAACAGUGUCGGAAUAAGAAAUGUUGUAGAACUUUGAAUAUCUUGAAAUUGUGAGUCGGAUAGCAAAGAGAAAUUUGACUUCUGCGAAACUACGUUUUAAAAAGAUAGUGAGCCUCUUAUAAUCUGUCGUAGUCAUCGUCUAACAACCGGUUGGAAUCAACAAAAUUACUAUUUCAACCUUCCGAAAUGAGUUUUGGGUCAAAAAGUUAAAAAAAUCAAAGCUUUGAAUAUUAAGAUACUAGAAAUUUCUAAAAUUUUUUAAAUAAAAUCAUUUUGCAAUUUUUAUCUCUAUUGUGUAAAUAAAUAACAGUUAAAGUCAUUCAAAACAUUAAAAAGUAAAUCUAAAAUUGUUUGUAAAACAGUGUAGUUCCAUAAAAUCUAAUACAAAGUGA
This is a messenger RNA of Hydra vulgaris (swiftwater hydra), 2528 nucleotides long. Its product is annotated as THO complex subunit 5 homolog. Gene Ontology annotation, molecular function: mRNA binding. Gene Ontology annotation, biological process: mRNA export from nucleus; positive regulation of DNA-templated transcription, elongation. Lineage: Eukaryota; Metazoa; Cnidaria; Hydrozoa; Anthoathecata; Hydridae. The record is from RefSeq and is a predicted model, not a curated record. Gene Ontology annotation, cellular component: THO complex part of transcription export complex.